Molecule: messenger RNA, 1174 nt
Organism: Schistosoma margrebowiei
Lineage: Eukaryota; Metazoa; Platyhelminthes; Trematoda; Strigeidida; Schistosomatidae
Source: the annotation of a GenBank genome assembly
AUGCUGGUUGAUGAGUCACAAGAAAUACUAAAUAAGCUUGUCUCAGAUUUAGGAUGGACUCAUGAGUUUCUUUCGCAUUCAGUCGAAUAUGGAAGAUGCUCCUACUCACGGAAUCAUUGGGUUCCUGUAAAGUCUCUCACAACACACAAUCAUUAUUGCUCAUUACGUGAACAAGGUUUCGUUAAGGAAGAGAUAGAUGUCAUGAUACCCAAUUCUAGUAUAUGUACGGCUGAAUGUACUCAACCUACAUGUGAUUGGACAAAUGAUCCAUCUUGGAUUAUGAAUAUGCAGGCAUUUUCCACAGAUAAAUCUCAUCGGUCAUCUAAUAAUUCAUCACAAGAUGUAUCUAAAUUAGAAGUUUUAUCUAUGAUGAGAGAUGCAAAACGACGUCGUCAAAGCUAUAGAGGAAUACAUACUGCAAGAAAAUCUUAUACUGAAAUAUUACGUGAAAUUAUAGCGCAACAAACUGAAAUGUUGACAGCCAGUCAAGAAUUGUCGGAACAACAGUCUGAAGAUAGAAGAUCUAGUAGUGUAGAAUCACAUUCAAAUCCAACUGAAGAUGUUCAUAGAAGUCACUAUACGCACAAAUAUAAAACACUGGAUACUUCACGAAUACAACGCUAUUCUCCUUCCGAUUCUCCAUCAUCAUCAUCAUCAACAACAACUCGACGGUACAAAGAAACUUAUAGAAAUACAUCCAAAUCAACUUUAAAGCAUACACAUCAUCAAUCAUCGAAAUGGAAUGAUAGAAGACAAUCAUCAUCAGCAUUAUCGCCAUCAUCACCAUCAUUAUCAUCUAAACAUAGGACUUCCAGUUCAGAGAUAAACAAACGUUUUCAUCAUGAUAAUGAUGUUGUUUCUCCGGUACUUAAAAAGUUGAAAAAACACAAAAAACAUUCUAAACAUAAACAUAAACAUAAAAGUAAGAAAAUUGCAAUGGAUCAAUCUCUUAUUGACAUAUGUGUAUCCUGUGCGAAUUGUCUCAAUAUUGUCAAUUUAGACCCUGAACAACAUACAUUCCAUAUGAGGGCUUGUCUUGUGACGCAGUUGGGUGCUUUCCUCAAUGUGUGUCCUAUCCACUUCCAGCACUUCUUCCUGAUUUCUUCUUCCGCUGAGAUCUGGUUUGUUCUCUCCCACAAUUACAAAUAAAAGUACACUUCUAUUAUUUAUUUAU